CCUCGACCUUUUUGCUCAGAUAGCAGGAGGUGCCAAUUGUAUAUUGAGGUUAGGGUUCCUCUUGACACUUGACUCUUCCUGUCAAGCUCAACUAGACAUUUACACUUAAAAGAUUAAAUGCAUAGACAGAAGGUUGGUAGAGUACACGUAGAAGGUCAAGGAUAUGGUGCCUAAAUCCCUUUGGUUUGUUUUGACGAUAGCAACGCACUUGAUCAUCAAUGGUUGCAGCCGAGCCCAGGUCACGGGGCUCCUGGGCCACGAUGUCACCCUUCGGUUCACAUUUAACACCAACAUCACAAAUAGCAGCCAUUUUGCAGUUUAUUUAGUCGGCCAAAAAAAGGCAGAGUACUGUCCAUGGAAAGGUUGCGCGAAAAAACACGGAUUCGACAUUUACUCUGAAAAUUCUUUUGUAUUUUUCCAAAUUAUAAACCUCACGGAAGAGCACAAUGGCACAUACUCGGCCACUUUAUUCCCACAAAGCGGACCGCCCGAGGAAAGUAACAAAGUGCACCUGAUCGUUCAAGAAAAGAGCAACAAAACCGUUCCUCAUGAGCAGGAGCACAGAAAACCAACCGAAUAUCAGCCAAGCAUUUUUUCCACUACGACCAUCACUGUACUUGUGGUCUUACCUGUCAUCUCGUUGGCGGCAACAUUGGCCUGGUUCUUUAGGUGUUAUGUCCGAGCUCGAGUCAAUAAAGCAGAUGAAAACUCCUCUCCCUCAACACAGGUAGCAACCGUGUCAACGAAUAACAUGCUCCAGGCUGAAUUCGCUUACAGUGUGCUGGACUUUCCUAAAAAAGAAUUCACGGUGUUGACCGACGAGCCAAACAAUACCGACUAUGUCAAGGUUUAUCUCCCCCCUUAUACAAAAUGAAUGUACCGUAAUUUUCGGACUAUAAGUCGCGUUUUUUUUCAUAGUUUGGGUGGGGGGUUAGGGUUUCACUUUUUUGGGCAUUUUAUGGCUGGUGCGACUUAUAGUCCGAAAAUUACGGUAAGCAAAGCUUUGGAAAAUGUAUAAAUGUAUAUACGCUAUAUUUACAACUUCAUACAUGAUAAUGCUCAGGAGGUGUCUAUCGUUUCAUUUUUAUGAUUCUUUUUUUUAAUGUUGUUGAAACCCAGAAAUAAAGAUAGAAAUUGAAAGUG
Messenger RNA from Syngnathus typhle (broad-nosed pipefish), 1143 nucleotides. RefSeq lists its product as uncharacterized. The transcript is spliced from 5 exons. Lineage: Eukaryota; Metazoa; Chordata; Actinopteri; Syngnathiformes; Syngnathidae. The coding region runs from base 164 to 874 and encodes 236 amino acids. The record is from RefSeq and is a predicted model, not a curated record.